Molecule: messenger RNA, 1528 nt
Organism: Sclerotinia trifoliorum
Lineage: Eukaryota; Fungi; Ascomycota; Leotiomycetes; Helotiales; Sclerotiniaceae
Source: the annotation of a GenBank genome assembly
CACGUGCGUGCCACACUUUAUGCUAUUUAAUAUAGAUACCUACUAGGUAGUCCGACGGAGUUAUAGCAUCGAGAAAGAGAUUGAAGUGUAUGAUUUGAUGCAUCAAUCGUUUUGAACUAUUGAAUAUGCGUUCCUCUGUCUCAAUCCUAUCUCACAAUCGUGUUAAUUCGUUUUCAUCACAUAUCAGAAGGAUAUCUUCACAAUCCAAAACCUCAAAAUGUCCAACAUAUCAUCGAUAUUUCUCGGACACCCGUGUCAAGUCAAGGCAGGCUGCUGAUGAUCCAAACUUCACAUCUAUAGUAGACAAUCCUCCAAAUCUAGUUCGGACUGGAAGAAGGCAUGGACCUGGUCUUAUUAUUCUAGGUAAGUCACUGGCUUGUCCAACUUUUACUACCAAACUAUCUAAUUCACAUGCUCGACAGCUUUGAUUCCUCUAACAGCGUUUGCCCUGGGAACAUGGCAAGUCCAGCGUUUAGAUUGGAAAUCAAAGCUCAUUGCAAAAUUUGAGGAUCGCCUCGUUCGUGAUCCUUUGCCACUUCCUCCACAUAUUGACCCUUCAGCAAUAAAAGAGUUCGAUUAUAGGAGAAUAUUCGCAACUGGUCACUUUCGACACGAUCAAGAGAUGCUGAUUGGUCCUCGCUUGCAUGAUGGCAAGGACGGAUAUCUCGUGAUUACACCUUUGGAGCGGGAUGGCAAGGGCACUAGUGUUCUUGUGAAUCGAGGUUGGAUCGAGAAGAAGUAUAAAAAGCAAACAAGCAGACCCGAUGGGUUACCUCAAGGCCAAGUAAUGGUCGAGGGUUUGUUGCGUGAACCUUGGAAGAAAAAUUAUUUCACGCCAGAUAACAGCCCACAAACCCAGGAAUUUUACUUUCCUGACGUUGAGCAAAUGGCAAAAUUGACAGGAAGCCAACCAGUCUGGAUUGAAGAGACAAUGGGUGAGAUAUUCUUUUUAUUGCAUUUCAAAGACGUGUAGCUUACAAAAUACAAGAGCCUGAUCUUUUAAUGGCUUGGGAUCGCGCUGCACGCGGAGUUCCAAUAGGAAGGCCGGCAGAGGUCAAUCUCCGAAAUAAUCAUACACAGUAUAUAUUUACAUGGUAAGCAUCUACCAGGGAUUAUAAGACCUCGCCAUCUGUACUAACGCGACUGACCGCGCGCCUCAGGUACGCCUUAGCUGCUGCUACGUCCGUUAUGCUAUGGAUGGUUGUAAAGAAACCCUCCGCAGAUAUCGCUCGACGGGUUCGUCAAAACAAAGAAUGGUCUUGAACAUCAUGUAUACUUCCUCUCAUUUUUUUGGUGGUUUCUGUCGUGAUUGAUCUCUCGAUUUCAACCGAGAGUCCAUUCGAACGUCUUGUAAGAGCUCUCUAGGCAGGCGACUUUGUGCGAGAGAAAAUGGCGUUGUUGUAGCAUUGGUCUGGCGUUGUCUGUAAAAUACUCAGCAUGUGUUCAGGUCUCUAAUUAUAUUCGGAUGAAUACCUUUUCAUGAGCAUCAAAACAUCACUCUCAUCGAUUGUUUUUCGCCCUGCAUGUU